Messenger RNA from Brassica rapa (field mustard), 3634 nucleotides. Its product is annotated as U-box domain-containing protein 51. The record is from RefSeq and is a predicted model, not a curated record. NCBI's taxonomy places the organism in Eukaryota, Viridiplantae, Streptophyta, Magnoliopsida, Brassicales, Brassicaceae.
AGAAAUAUUGUAGAUUUGGGUUUGUGAUUUAGAAAUUAGAAUAACAAGAAUAUUUGUGGAUAGAUGAGUAUUAUUCAAGAAUUUUUCAUCAAUGUGUUGUAUUUUUAAAUAAUUUUCUUAAAAACUGCUAUUUUGGGAAAGUUUUCAUUUUUAGAGAAAUAUUGAAGAUUUGAGUUUGUGAUUUAGAAAUCUAUACUAUACUAAAAGCACAAUAUACUCAAUGGUCAUGGUCCUUAAAAAAAAUCAGCCAAUCAGAAGCAUUUAAUUAGACACGUCAGACAGGCUUCACAGGGUGGGCUUCGUCCACAGUCGAGCAUGUCACCGUGUGUUUGUGUUUUGCGUUUUGGUUCCGCGUGUAUUGUUGACUUAUGACAGGUUGUGAUUUUCUUGGAUAUUGAUUUAUGGAAUGGGCUGGGCUGGUUUACUAACUUUUAUGUUUGUUUAUGUACAAAACCAGUGGUCCAAUUAUAAAUAUAUACAACCAAAGCCUCUAUUCGUUAUCUUCCUCUUCCAUGUUAGAGUAGGUUUCAGUCGGUUCAGUCUCCUCUGAGAAAUCAAAGUGACCCUUUCGGUUUCCAUGGAGCAGUGAAUCUUCUUCUACCUCUACAUUUCCCCUUCUUAACUCUUUGGAUCAUUAAUGCUUCAGAAUCCUAACAAUUCAGUUAUUCCUUCUUAUAUAACCUCAUCGUAAAAACUGAAACUUUACAUCUCAAAUCCAGUAAUCACCAUUACAGAUUUAGAGAAAUCUUCCAACCCUUUCUGUCAAGUGACAAUCUCACCAGAAGACGCCAAUUAAUUAAUUAAUCUGUUUGGUCUUCUUCAACCUAGAAAGACAAAGUCCUUCGUGGAUUAGAUCGGGACGGCUAUUGCAGCUUCGAUUGGCGGAAGAGCUAUCUGACUCUGAUCCAAAAAAUUCCGGAGGCGGAUCAUCAGAAUCAUCACUGCCUGUUACCCUUCCUCUUGAUUCAUACGCAAGCGCACAUGAAAACCCUAGGCAAACCCAUUAUCCAGAGAACUUGGGAGAGGAUGGUGUCAACUUUUACGCUUUGGGCUGUGAGUCACAGACUGUAACGUUGGAACGGUAAUCCAUGCUCGAGCUAGCGGAAUGCGUCGGGAUAUGGGUCGAGUGAAGCUAGUUAGGAGUAGUUUGAUUCGAAAAUUUUGUUCGACUCGACGUUUGUAAUCAAAACCUUAUUCUCCUUAUCGGGUUGUUGAAUAUAUAUUUUUUUUAAAAACAAGGGAAGUAGAUGUCCAUCCCUCGCCAUAAUACUCAUGAUCUCUACAUUUGUAAAUGGGUUCGGAUCUUGAGACAUUAAUAGAUGACUAGCGAAGGAUUUGGACUUAAACUGCAUAAACCUGGAAGAUUAUUCUCUUGUCCUAACUGAUCCAUUUUCACUUCAGUGAAGCGACCAGGAACCGCUGAUAACGACCAUAUCGCAUCAAUUAUAUACGUAUAUUGGAUGUAUGAGUUUCAACGUCAGGACCAACAGAUUUUUAUUCAGAACAGCUAGAGGAAACUUGCAACCGUUCUUCAAUAAUUCGAUUUAUGAUGCUGUUUAAAAAAACUUAAUUCUGGUAGUUAUUUGUUAAUUAACAGUUUUCUGGUGGCCUGGAGUUAGUUUUGUCCAUGCAUUAACACUUGUUAAUAACAGUUCUAUUUUUAGUAAGACGUGGUUCUCCUCCUAAGGCAGAAGGGUUUUAAGUUUUUCUCUUAAUAUUUGUUUCUCUACAAAUCUUUUGUCUUUGCAAUUCCUCCACUCAGAUUCUUCUGGAUUAUUGUGAAAAGUCUGAACUAACCUCUCCUUUUAAGUUUCUCAAUACAUUCUUUGCCGAUAUAACAUUUCGAGAGACAAUAUGGAGAGAAAUGAAGUAAGGGAAGGGCCUAUAGCUAUUGCAGUGGACAGAGAUAAAACAAGCAUCCAAGCUCUUAAAUGGGCUAUAGAGAAUCAUAUACCCCAAGGAGAAACAUUAAAACUUGUUCAUGUCAUCCAAAGGUCUGCAAAUGGACCUAAUACAGAUGAUGAAUUGUCUGAAAGAGAGCACAAAAAUAGACAAAUCACUCGGUUUCUUCCAUUGCGUUGUCUUUGUAUGCGACGAAAUAUACAAACCGAAGUAGUUUUGCUUGAUGAUCAAGAUGUGGCGAAAGCAUUGAUAGAAUAUAUUAGCCAUAACUUUAUUUCUACAUUCUUCAUAGGUGCCUCUUUGAAGAAGAGCAUUACAAGGCUGUUCAAGGUUGAUGACAUUCCAAGUAAUGUGAUGAGAUGGGCUCCAGAUUUCUGCACUGUUUUAGUAGUAUCAAAGGGAAGACUAUCAAGUGUACGUUCAGCCACUAGGCCUUUACCUCUAGCAUUGCCAUCUCCUUCUUCAGGGACUGCACCACUGUCACCCCUCAGCAACACCGACGAGCUUCCCUCUGAGAUGUCAUUGUCAAGAGAAGACGACGUUUUCUUUGAGGAGUUCUCAUCACUUGAGACAGAUUCUAGUGUGAACAUUAGUGAGAGGAUCAGUACAGAUAGUUCUGUUCUAUCCUUCUAUAAGAAACUUGGAGCUCCACACAUGCUGGAGAUUCCAGGUCUGGAUGAUGAGAAAUCGAUGUUUUCGAUGUAUCUUAAUAGUCCUUCUGAUGAAAAGAAGUGUACGUUACCACCAAGGGAUGACGCCGAGGAUGAGAAGAGAAGGUUGAAGAAAGAGCUGAAGGAGACGAUGAACAUGUACCAUGCGGCUUGCAAAGAAGCCCUUAUGGCAAACGAGAGAGUAGCUGAGCUGGAGAUGUGGAAAAAGAAAGCAGAGAAAAUCAUUCUUCAAAUGGCUGAAGAUAGAGCAACGAUGGCCAUCAGAGAGCAGAGAGCAAAGGCAGAGAUGGAGGCGGUGAGAAGGAGAGGGAGUGAUGACAGAAAGGUUGUUUCGGAUGAUCUUGGAGAGUCUCAUGUAGUGGCUAAAUAUGAGAGCUUGCUCCAUAUUGUAGUUGUUCUUUUACUCUUAUGUUUUUGUUUCAUAUUCAGAUAGUUCUCUUUCUUCUUUGUGAUCAGAGUUGGGUGAUGACGAUAUCCUUUCCUCCAGGGCAAGUUUCUCAUAUAUUCUCUUGUAUAGAUCAAUCAUAUUUCAUUUGUUUACUCUUCACAAUGUCACUCUUACAAGUAAAAUCUUGCAUAUCAUAUUUGAAUUGAUGUUUCUUUGUUGAUUGUUGUUUUCAUAUAUGGUAUGAAUUAGCAUCGCAUAGGACCCUCUUAUCUGAUGCAUGAGAAACGAGAUGGUAAACUACUUUUUAGGGCCUAUCAUGCUAUGAGUUCAGUUCAAGCAUUAUGGAACCAUAUAGAUUCAGAAGAGGAAUUGAAGAAAACUUUUUUUUUUGCUCCAAAGAUAUGUGUAGUCUUCGUUAAGAACUUGAGACAUCAUUUAUCUUUCUAGCAUGUAAGCGUCCUCACAGCAUGCAAAGUUCGGUGGCUUGCAAUAAUUGGCAACCCAUGUUUCGUUGCAAGAUGCAUUUUGAGGUUUUGCUGCUCGUUCCACCUGUCGAGUUUUUUGCUAAAGAAUCAAUAAAUCAGGAUGUACUAAUAUGAAACCCAUCUAUAUAAGCUACUUUGAAUGUGCAAGUUUCAUAAUCAGACUUUCCUGAACUUGUAAUAAUAAUAAU